GUUUGACUUUUAAAAAGUUUCUUAUGAACCUGAGCUUGUGUAGGCGUGCGGAUCAACGUUGUGUUUCUGUGUACAAAAAUAAGAGGAAGGUGGACUUGAGGAAUGGGAAGGGAAACCUCACUUCUUUUACAUUUUCAGAAGAGGCGAAAAUGGUUUUAUGCGACUUAUUUACUCGGUAUCCACCUGAUGAUCGAGAGGUGGGUGAUGAAAUGGUUAAAAAAGGUGGUGGAAAAAUUCAAAAACCACACAGAAAGAAAGAAGAUAUAUUUUGCAAACCUUCACUGAACAUGGCUGAAACAGCAAAGAAGUUGGAAUCACUUGCUUCUAGAAUAGAGAAGACCCCGAACUUGAGACAGAUUAGUGAACAGAGGUCUGGGCUCCCAAUUUCGUCCUUCAGGGAUGUCAUUACAUCAACAAUAGAAUGCCAUCAGGUUUUUCUUUUGUCUCUCGCAAUUUGA
Ilex paraguariensis (yerba mate) is the source of this 458-nucleotide messenger RNA. NCBI's taxonomy places the organism in Eukaryota, Viridiplantae, Streptophyta, Magnoliopsida, Aquifoliales, Aquifoliaceae. The record is from the annotation of a GenBank genome assembly.